AUGGAUGUAAACGACAAUGUUCCUUAUUUCGUAUAUCCCGAAACUGACCCCUAUACUUUUGAAAUCCAUUACCCCCCUUUGCUCACCCCAAAUAAUAUUACAGUAGUACAAGCCCGAGAUAACGACAGCAGAGAAAAUGCAUUUUUAAACUAUCAGAUUGCUCGGGGAAACGAUAAACAAUUGUUUAACAUCAAUCGAUACAGCGGCCAGUUAUCGUUUAACCCUAUCGUAACCAAAAACGACGAGGGCCUGUACAAUCUGCAGAUCGUCGUCAAAGACAGUGGCUAUCCCGUUCAGUCAGCAAUGACAACUCUCAGCUUGCUUCUGACCGUUGCAAACGAAACCACCCAGAGCCUCUCCGCCGUCCAGAUAACAUCCGACAUUAAGGUACACAAAAGUCUGGCUGUCGUGACGGUCCUGAUUGCGAUGACAGUGUCUGUUAUUGUUGUUGCUUCCGUCACUCUGGGUGUCGUCAGGGCCAAAGACCGUUUCCAGAACGCACGCGAAGAAGACAGUGACGAUUCAGGCAAGUGCUUAAGCAAGCAAAGACGGCUGAUGGGGUUCUCGCAGCAGACCAUACCCCAGUUUGGAUGCUCCACUUCAAAGCCAGAAGCUUUGGACAAGAUCAGAGAUUCGCGGCUCCUUACUUUCCGUCAAGAAUCAGAUUGCUUUCUCAAAGAAUCUGAAAACGACGAGCAAAGAUGUGAUCCAGCUUUAUCUACAAAUAGAAAUCAACAGGUAAGUUCAAUUUUUAGAAUAAAAUAA
Molecule: messenger RNA, 765 nt
Organism: Acanthosepion pharaonis
Lineage: Eukaryota; Metazoa; Mollusca; Cephalopoda; Sepiida; Sepiidae
Source: the annotation of a GenBank genome assembly